Nymphaea colorata (pocket water lily) is the source of this 1123-nucleotide messenger RNA. Its product is annotated as ras-related protein RABA2a-like. Gene Ontology annotation, molecular function: GTPase activity; GTP binding. The record is from RefSeq and is a predicted model, not a curated record. Lineage: Eukaryota; Viridiplantae; Streptophyta; Magnoliopsida; Nymphaeales; Nymphaeaceae. Gene Ontology annotation, cellular component: endosome. Bases 276 to 917 code for a protein of 213 amino acids. The transcript is spliced from 2 exons.
AAAGUUAUGGGGAAAGGCAAAAUCUUUGCUGUCAAGGUGGAAUUCUAAGCAUAAGCCUCACGCAUCCCAUUGAUUGUGUCACCUCCCCAACACAAGCAAACAAGAAAGAAAUAAAGGGUGGGUGGGAGGCGACACUCGUGGUGCCUCCCCAUAUUGAGUUGUUCCCCACUCUCCUGGUUUUUCUUCUUGUCGACAGGAGAGGGCUGGUCUUUUAGUCUCAAUCCUUGACUUGCCAGAAACCCAUUUCUUUUGGGUUGUUUCUUCAUCCAUUUCUCAUGGCGAGGAGGCCAGAAGAUGAGUAUGAUUACCUCUUCAAGUUGGUCUUGGUUGGGGACUCUGGAGUCGGGAAGUCGAACAUCCUUUCCAGGUUCACUAGGAAUGAGUUCAAUUUGGAAUCAAAGUCCACAAUUGGCGUGGAGUUUGCGACCAGAGCCAUUCAGGUCGACGGUAAGGUCAUAAAAGCACAAAUCUGGGAUACAGCAGGGCAGGAGAGAUACCGAGCUAUAACAAGCGCAUAUUACCGUGGGGCAGUAGGUGCACUUCUGGUUUAUGACAUAACAAAGCAAUCAACUUUUGAAAAUGUUAAUAGGUGGCUAAAGGAACUCCGGGACCAUGCGGACGCAAGCAUCGUUAUCAUGCUUAUCGGAAAUAAGUCUGAUCUCCAGCACAUGAGAGCUGUUUCAACAGAGGAUGCCCAGCAGUUCUCUCAGAGGGAGGUUUUAUCUUUUCUUGAGACAUCUGCACUUGAUGCGACAAACGUAGACAAGGCAUUUCAGACAAUUCUGUCUGAAAUUCAUCGGAUCGUUGUCAAGAAGUCACUUGCUUCUGGAGAGUCCGCAGGGAAUGGCAUCAAAGAAGGGAAAACUAUUCUUGUAAAUCAGCCAGACCCUGCUGCUUCAAAGUCUUGUUGCACUUAGAAACCUAUAUAAAGAAGGAAAGCAGGCAGGGGUAAAGGAGUUCAUAUGUUGCGUGGUUUUCUUAUUUGUUUGCAGUCUAGCAUGUAUUGAAUACCUGUCUUUUUCUUUUCUUUUUUCUUCUUAUUUUGGGUUUUAAGAUGGGUUGGGAAAUAUUCUCUUCAACAAUCUCUCUAGCCAUUAACUAUUGAAUUUCAUUUAUUUUUUUA